This is a messenger RNA of Thlaspi arvense, 1416 nucleotides long. The record is from the annotation of a GenBank genome assembly. Lineage: Eukaryota; Viridiplantae; Streptophyta; Magnoliopsida; Brassicales; Brassicaceae.
AAUUUUAAAUCUUAUAUAAUUUAUAUUAAAAAUAAAAUUAUAAUUUACAAUUCGCUCGUAGCGCCCAACAAUAACAAUCCCAAGUUCACCAACAAAAUAUCCAAAACAAAUUAUAGAGAAAAGUUCUGGACCAUUAAUUCUCGAAAAAUACCUACAAUGGCUGCGUCCUUGGCCUCUCUUUCCUCCUCCAUUAAAACCGGCGAACGAUCCCUGUUCAACCGCGGCAGCCACAGCCUUACUCCUUCGCCCCUCUUUCCUCUCGGCUUUGGUCAGACCGGAAAACAUAUCACUAGCUGCUUUCGGAGACGACGGUAUAUCAAAAACAUUUCUGCGCUUGAGACCUCUGACGGCACCGUUAACGUGGAGGUAGACGAUGGCAAAGAAGAAGAAGAAGCUUGCGAGCUAGUUAACAGAGCAGAAGUGUCAAUUGACGGCGUUGAAGCUCACCUGUUAACGGCGGUAAAGAAUAAUAAUGGAACUGGAUUGCUUCUACUCUCUGAUGUUUUCGGCUUCCAAGAUUCAUCAACAAGCGAUUUCGCUUAUCGUGUCGCUUGCAAUGGCUACAAUGUUCUUGUUCCGGACCUCUUCCGUGGAAAUCCAUGGUCAAACAACCGACAAGAGUCCGAAUACGAGGAAUGGAGAAGAGGACAAGAACCGGACCGGAUCAGAAAAAACAUAACCGCUUUAACCAAAUGGAUGGUUGAUGAAUUUGCAGCGGCAGGGGUUUCAAAGAAGCUAGGAGUGAUGGGUUUUUGUUUUGGCGGUGGACGCGUGGUGGACGUUUUAGCCGCCGAUCAAAGCGGUUACUUCAGCACCGGAGUCUCCUUCUAUGGUACAAGAAUAGACUCGGCAGUGGCCGGGGAAGUGAAAGUCCCGGUCUUGUUCAUUACCGGAGACAGAGACCCGCUUUGCCAAGUGGAGGGUUUUAAGAAAAUUGAGGAGAAGAUUGGUGAAGGGUCAAAGGUUGUGGUGUUUGAAGGGAGAGGUCACGGCUUUGUUCACCGGCCGGAGACGCCGGAUGAUGAUAAAGACGCCGAGGAAGCUUUUGCCAUUAUGAGGAAUUGGGAGUAUAUCGACAGAAAAGCUAAAUGUUCGUCUUAUAAAUGGAGAAAGCAUAGAUCUCAAGCUUCAACAGUAUUUGGAGGCUAUAAGUACGUGGACGGCCAUGCUCUAUUUGGUGAAAAUUCAAUUUCUGCUAUCGGGAUACAAAUUGUUGUGAAGAUCUUUAAGCUAGAAAAUGAAAAUCAAUAGCAUGCCAUUGACAGUUGUCCAAGAUUUCUCAAUACACUUGUAAUCUAGGAUUUUGAAUUGGAAAAAUAAUAAAAGCGUUUAAGAUAGAAAAAUAAGUAGAUAUAUAUAUAUAUAUAUAGAGAGAGAGAUUUAUUAAAUUAAUUUUAUGAAUAUUCAGUUAAGCAA